Loa loa (African eye worm) is the source of this 345-nucleotide messenger RNA. RefSeq lists its product as hypothetical. The transcript is spliced from 2 exons. NCBI's taxonomy places the organism in Eukaryota, Metazoa, Nematoda, Chromadorea, Rhabditida, Onchocercidae. The annotation marks the transcript as partial. The record is from RefSeq and is a predicted model, not a curated record.
AAGAAGGUUAAAGGUACUUUGUACUAUUACUACUACUACUACUACAACACAUUGAAGUGGGAAGGAAAUGAAAGUGAUGAGAAUGGAACCUUUUCAAGAGAUGGCGAGAAUUGGAUAGAGGAAGAAGGAGAGACGACAACAAUCGAAGAACGAUCACUGUGUGGUACCAUCAUCUAUUGGACGGAUAGACGAACGGACGGACGGACGGAAGGAAAGAAGGACCAAGGAACGGAUGAAUUGAAUGGAUCAUCCAAUACAACCCAGUGUUUCAACUUAACACCACUACUACUAUUUACUGUUACUUCAACUGUUGCUACUUUUACUUCGAUUAUUUUAUUAAAUUAA